This is a messenger RNA of Perca fluviatilis (European perch), 2148 nucleotides long. Its product is annotated as nucleolar protein 9. The transcript is spliced from 13 exons. The record is from RefSeq and is a predicted model, not a curated record. Gene Ontology annotation, molecular function: RNA binding. Gene Ontology annotation, cellular component: preribosome, small subunit precursor; nucleolus; 90S preribosome. Lineage: Eukaryota; Metazoa; Chordata; Actinopteri; Perciformes; Percidae. Gene Ontology annotation, biological process: endonucleolytic cleavage in ITS1 to separate SSU-rRNA from 5.8S rRNA and LSU-rRNA from tricistronic rRNA transcript (SSU-rRNA, 5.8S rRNA, LSU-rRNA); endonucleolytic cleavage in 5'-ETS of tricistronic rRNA transcript (SSU-rRNA, 5.8S rRNA, LSU-rRNA); ribosomal small subunit export from nucleus.
CUGUCUAUACAUCCAUGCUGUCUAUGGGACUUGCUUAGUAGUAGGCGCCGCCCAAUACUACGUCAUCACUACGCGUCCACAACACAGGUCUUCUCCUUCUCAUCUCACACCCAGAAGAUCAAACUGAGCAUCCUCCCUAACAAGAAAGACCCAGACAUUCUACUUGUAACCUGCAUGCUGUAAGGUCCAAGCUAUGUUGACGAAAACGGAGGAAAGGAAGCCACAGAAAGGGGAAGGAAAGAAGAGGAGACAUCCUGGUGAAGAUGGAGAAGGAGGAGAAAGCAAGAGGAGGGGAGGUGAAGAAGGAAAAGGGGGUCAGGGAGACGGUGGCAGGAAGCGUCUGGACGCCCUGAGUGUGGGCUAUUUCCGCCGAGUUGGGGAAAGACUCACUGAAGGCUUCGAAGAUAAUGAGGAGAGAGAGAUGUUUGUGGAAAAUGUCCUGACAGAAGUGAAAGGUAAAGCGACGGUGGUGUCGAUGGACCAGACGGGAAGCAUCACCCUGCAGCGGCUGCUCCCACUGUGCAGUCCUGACCAGGUGGCCACGGUGCUGGCUGAACUGGGUGGAGAAUCCGGGUCCGAGUUUAAAGCGGUUUCUUGUGAUCGGUGCGGCGGCCACGUAGUGGAGAGUGCAGUCAGACAGAUAUCCAGGUGGACAGAGUCGUCUGCUACCACAGAAGAAGAAGAAGAGGAGAGUUGUGGAGCGUUGGAGGCCCAGGUGUUGUCUUUAAGUAAGGCGGUGAGAGACAACAGCUUAAAAUCGGUCAUGGCUUAGCGUUCGAAAUAUUAUGCAGAAACACUGAUGUCUAUGCCGGCCCAGUGUGUCAGACCUGUACACACAGAGGCUUGUCUCUUUCAGCUUGUGUUCAUGUCGCCUUUGUUAUUUGUUUCCCCAGGUGCAAAAGAACGCAACGUUGCUCCUCAGCUGACAGACUUUGAGAUUCCCACUGCAUUUUGGUACGAGCUGAAAAGCCUUACAGAGACCUUGAUGGACAACGUGAAUCUAAGUGUGAUCGACGCUGUUGCAAGUGUCGUGUUCCAGACCAUGUUGACUGUGUGUCACAGAAAGCGGCCUAAACUCUGCAAACAGCUCCUCAAACGCAUCAUGGAGUACCUGACAAGUCGCAACGCCGCUCCAGGAGUGAGUCCACUUCUGGUCUUUCUCAAGGACAAGGCCUCCAGCCACCUCAUUGAGACGAUCAUACAGCUAUCCCACAAGUCCCUUCUCCGGGACCUCUACAAGAACCACCUCAAGGGUCAGCUGGUUGACUUGGCCCUCCAUUCCAUCGCCAACUUCCCCAUACAGAGGCUAACCGCAGCCUCGGCCAAAUCCAAACUGUUCCUGAAGUUGUUUGAUGAGCUGAUCCAAGGCGUGGAGGCCAUCCUGGCUGCAGGUCACAUGGGGGUGAUUGUCCAACUGGCCGAGAGCUGUGCAGAAAGCGAAGAGAAACAGGAGGAGAUGAUGCAGUGCCUCCUCCGCGCGUUCCACUGUGCCGAGCCCGGCUCUCGACACGUCAGCUGCCUCCCUCUCUUCAUGUCCCUGAUCACCUAUGAGGUGUAUUACCACUCUGACACAGCAGAGGGCAACAUACAGACAGAGGUCCCCCUGUCGUCCAUCUGUUACCACGGCUCCCGGCUGGUCCAGGCACUGGCCAAGUUCAAGGAGCGCUCACUCCUCCUCAGCAGCCUGCGCACUCUGAGCCCCGCUGACCUCCUGACGCUGGCUUCCGACCCGUCGGGCAGCCACGUCCUCCAGGCCCUCAUCACCACGUCCAGUGACAAGGGCAGAGGCAAGAUCCUCAAGAGACUGGAGGGCCAGUAUGUUCAGAUGGCCUGCUCCAGGUUGGGUAGUCGGGUGCUGGAAGCCGUAUGGAACAGUGCUACAGUCAGUCACAGGCAAAGCAUCGCACAGGAACUAGUGCUGAUUGAAAGCCAGCUGAGGUCGGAUCAGUUUGCUCGCCAUGUGUGGGCCAAAUUUGCCCUCUCCCACUUCAUCCACAGAAGAGCUCACUGGCAGGAAAUACAGACGGGCGAAUCCAAGAAGCGGAAGCUGUUCAGUGACAUCCUUGAGUAAAAAAAAAAAUAAAAUACAUAUUUAUAUAAUGUGUUAGUGUAUUGGAUACAAUAAAAUAAAGAAGAAAAUAUUCUGUA